Molecule: messenger RNA, 2116 nt
Organism: Apis dorsata (giant honeybee)
Lineage: Eukaryota; Metazoa; Arthropoda; Insecta; Hymenoptera; Apidae
Product: putative glutathione-specific gamma-glutamylcyclotransferase 2
Exons: 4
Coding region: 919-1656 (245 amino acids)
Biological process (GO): glutathione catabolic process
Cellular component (GO): cytoplasm
Molecular function (GO): gamma-glutamylcyclotransferase activity; glutathione specific gamma-glutamylcyclotransferase activity
Source: RefSeq, a predicted model, not a curated record
CGCCCGACAACCGGCAGUCUCGGUCAAACUUCUGUGAGGUGUGUAUGUUGUGGAUUUCCUAAAUUCGUCAAUGUCUGUCGUGAAUUUAAAUCAUAAAAAUUCCAAUGAAACAUUUACGAAAGUUGUAUCAAUCAGUUCAAAAACAUUCAAUCAUUCGAAAACAAAAAAAAUUAGUCAUCAAGCUUUCAACUUUUCGACGGCUCUUCGAAAGAAAUAUCGAUCAAAUAAAAUUUCAAUAAACAUUCGAAAGAUCAAUUGAUCAUACAAGUAAUUAAUAAAAAAAAUUUAUUGUAUAAUUAAAAUUUAUUAGUGAAAAAUGUCACGCGGGAUAUUGAAGAACCGACACAUAAAAGACGAAAAAGAGAACAAACGUUUUAUUGGGCAGAUGAAUAGGAUAAUAAUCCUGUAAAAUCACCAAGCGAAAGUGGGAGGAAAUAAAUUAGAAUAUUAUAGUGGGAGUGAAUUUCUGAACAGUUAAGCUUUAAACAGUGCAACAGUCUUUGGGGUAAGAUCAUAGUGAAGCCACGUGUCGCGCUUGUCAAAUCAAUUAUUUCGUAUUGCAUUCACUUUAAUGAUAUACUUAAAUGAUAAGGCAAACAAAGGACAAAUAAUUUUUGUUAUCUAUUCAUUCUUCAUAUGCGAUAAUUUUAACUAUUCACAGACAUAGUUAUUUAAAAUACAUAUUAAAUUAAAUAAUAUAUCGACACAAUAUCCGUGUGAAUUAAGUAAAUUAUGAUAAUGAAAAUAAGGAAAAUUGAAUAAAUUUUCACGAGUUAGAUUUAUUAAAAAUAUUUAUCAAAGAAUUAUCAGAAUAUAAACAAAUUUUGACAAGAUAUGCUCUAUUUGGAGAUAAAAAUAGAAUUAGUCAAUAUUCAAAGAAAAAAGUUACGAUUUUUUCACGCUUUUCAAUAAUUUAAAAUGGAAGCUAGAAACAAUAAUGAAAAUUCUCUCUGGGUGUUCGGAUAUGGAUCUUUGUGCUGGCAUCCAGGUUUCAAAUAUAAAAAAAGCGCGGUAGGACACAUCAAAGGAUUUAUUAGAAGAUUUUGGCAAGGAAAUACAACGCAUCGGGGAACAAUAGAAAAGCCUGGACGUGUAGCUACAUUGGUUGAGGAAAAAGAGGGUGUUGUUUACGGUCGAGCAUUUCAAGUUCAAGACAGUACAGCAUUACCUUAUUUGGAAAAUCGCGAAUGUACUUUAGGAGGAUAUAUGACAACAAUUACAACAUUUUAUAGUCGUGAAGGAAACAGAAACUUUCCAGUCAUCAUUUAUAUUGCUACCAAUAAAAACGAACACUGGCUUGGUGAUGCACCGCUUCAAAAUAUAGCAAAACAAAUUUUCGAGUGUUCAGGUCCAAAUGGGCACAAUGUCGAAUAUCUUUUACGAUUAGCAGACUUUAUGCACCGUUAUCUACCAGAAGCUCAUGACGAACAUUUGUUCACUUUGGAAAUAUUAGUGCGUUCAAAGAUAAAGGAAAUGAAUAUAUGUCUGAAUACGUUAAUGGGUGACCGAAAUUUCAAUAUUGAUAUCGAGGACAUCGAUGUGAAGGAUGACGACAAUGACUUAGUCACCAAUAACGCUACUGGCAAUCUCAGGAAAAAUUCCUUCCAAUUUACUCUUCAAGUACCUGAUAAGACUAUGCGUUGUCUCAAAAUGUAGUUUACAUUUGUUAAUGCUUCAAUAUUUGCAUUUUUGCAGAAUUUAAAGAGGCAAACGAUAGAUAGUUAAAGAAAAUAGGAUAAAUAAAUCAUAAAUAUUCUUUAUAAAUAUUUAUAUUAAAACGUUCGUAUUUUUCGAGAAUAAUUCGUACAAUAUUUGUUCUCAAAUAAUAUACGAAUUAAAUCUGAAUGUAAUACAAAUGUAUUUUAAGAAUAAUGAAAGCCAUGUUUUGGCAGCUUCGUAUUAUAAAAUAUAUUUGCAUGUUAAAAUGUCGCACUUUUAUUUUUAAAUGUGCUGGACAUUAAUUCAAAUGAUAUUUUUUAAAAAAAAGUUGUGCCUUAAUUUAUUAUAAUUGAGCAUAAUUGUAUGUAUUACAAGUGUUCCUUUCUAUAAUUUUCUAAAUUGUAAGUUAACAAAUUUUGUAUAUUGACAUGCAAAAUAUAGUAAUUUAUAAAAGAGA